Molecule: messenger RNA, 363 nt
Organism: Naumovozyma dairenensis CBS 421
Lineage: Eukaryota; Fungi; Ascomycota; Saccharomycetes; Saccharomycetales; Saccharomycetaceae
Exons: 1
Coding region: 1-363 (120 amino acids)
Source: RefSeq, a predicted model, not a curated record
AUGAACACCAAAUUAGCUUUUUUGUUAACUGCUUUAUUCUCCGCUUACUGUGUGGCUUCCUUCCCAGUCCACAACGAUUACACUCACCCUCAUAUCGUUGAAUUGACUGUCAUUUUUGAAGACAUCAAAACCCAUCUAAAUGAUUACAUUCCUUUAUGUUUCUUACCAGGUACUGGUUUCUCCUUAUUCAACAUCCAAAAAGGUAUUUUAGACAUUACUAUUGCUUUGUCCAUCCUUACUGAAUCUGCCAUUUCUGCUGUUUGUCGUGAUAUUGAUUAUGCCUUGAUUCAUGCUUGUAUCAUCAAAUUGCCAUGGUAUGCUCAUAGAUUAGAACCAGCUAUUAACGCUGCUUUGCAAGGUUAA